GGAUCCCGUCCUCUUGCCAGUGUCACCUCCACCAAUGGGGCCCCAGUGGAGAGCCGAUUGGGGCCGGGCUCGCAGGGCGUUCUGCCCCCGCCUGGUGCUCCGAUGGGCGGCGCCUUCGCGCUCUCCACAUCUCCGGUUGUAGUGUGCGCACGCUGCGGGUCUGCUCUGCGAUUCCUCUGGGAAGCUGGAAUACCUCCAUUCGGGAUUUAUAUACUCGCAGAGUAUGCCAUUGUUGUUCCGGAUCCGGGGCUGAUUCGAGGCGAUGGUGGGGCUGGUGCGCGCCGGCGUCCUGCGGACCGGAGUUAGGUGUGCACUGGCAUGUUACGGCGCGACUCCCAAUAAACUAUUUUCAAAGAUCAUCUCUGAGAAUCCCACAUGCGGACUACACAGACUUGUCUUCUACAGCACUUUAGCGCCCUCUAAUGACCUCUCUGUCGAGUACAAGCACGGCCGGCCAGCGCUGACGCUCCCCCUGCCCUCCCGGAAGGAGUCCUGCCUCUUCUUCCUCCGUCCCAUGCUGACGACCGUGGGAGACUUCCUGCGUGAUGUCCAGAAGGAAGACCCAGGGGUCAGCCGGGCCGCUGUUCUCACCACGGGUGGAGAGCAGGUGUCCAGAAUGACGUCUAUGGACGCCCUGCUCAAGAGCGACUUCCAGCUGGUGAUGAACGACGUCACCUACACAGUGCGCUGCCCUGCCCGAGAGAAGGGCCAGUCCGAACACCUGACAGACGUGGAGGACAUGAAGACGCUUGUGCACAUGCUGCACACAGCCACACAGCUGCCCACUCACCACCUACGUCAGGAGAGAGAUCUUAUGCAGAGGCUGGACUUCCUCCGACAAGAGCUCGUGCCCAUGGAGCAGGCGAAGGCUCAGAUUGCCCGUGGGGCAGAAAUGAGGUCGACCCGGGUCUUGUGGGCCGGCUUGGCCCUGCUGUCAGCACAAGGUGGAGCUCUGGCCUGGCUCACCUGGUGGGUGUACUCCUGGGACAUCAUGGAGCCCGUCACAUACUUCCUGACCUACUCCACUAGCAUAGGUGCCUUCGGCUACUUUGUCCUCACCAAGCAGGAUUACGUCUACCCAAACGCCAAGGACCGGCAGUUCCUGCACUACUUUUACAAAGGGGCCAAGAAGCAAGCCUUCAGCGUGCAGAAGUAUAACCGGCUGAAGGAAGAAGUGGCGCUGGUGGAGGAGGACCUUCGACGGUUGAGGGACCCCAUCCGGCUGCGGCUACCCCUAGAACAACUUCAGGCCCAGCACUGAGGAGGCUGUAUGCCCGUAAGCCCGCGGACGACCUGCCGAAAAUGCGAGGAACGGCUCAGCAGAGGCUGCCGGGCACUGAACCACUCUUUGCUUCUCAGCACCAGGCUGAGUCGACCACACCUCCAACGAUGUAACAUCUCCACACAAGGAGAGCAUGAAAAUAAAUAGUUUUUUUUUUCCC
Messenger RNA from Brienomyrus brachyistius, 1442 nucleotides. Its product is annotated as calcium uniporter regulatory subunit MCUb, mitochondrial-like. Gene Ontology annotation, biological process: mitochondrial calcium ion homeostasis; calcium import into the mitochondrion. The transcript is spliced from 8 exons. Gene Ontology annotation, cellular component: uniplex complex; mitochondrial inner membrane. NCBI's taxonomy places the organism in Eukaryota, Metazoa, Chordata, Actinopteri, Osteoglossiformes, Mormyridae. Gene Ontology annotation, molecular function: calcium channel inhibitor activity. Bases 263 to 1261 code for a protein of 332 amino acids. The record is from RefSeq and is a predicted model, not a curated record.